Messenger RNA from Parasteatoda tepidariorum (common house spider), 4041 nucleotides. RefSeq names its product cullin 4 (gene Cul4). Gene Ontology annotation, biological process: ubiquitin-dependent protein catabolic process. Gene Ontology annotation, molecular function: ubiquitin protein ligase binding. NCBI's taxonomy places the organism in Eukaryota, Metazoa, Arthropoda, Arachnida, Araneae, Theridiidae. Gene Ontology annotation, cellular component: cullin-RING ubiquitin ligase complex. The record is from RefSeq and is a predicted model, not a curated record.
CAGAGAUCUCUCCAUAAGACUGAACUGAACUGAAGUCAACAUCUAGUAGCGUUAAAAACAAUUCAUUUCUUUAUCUGCUUGUGUGAAAAGACCGAGCGUUAAAAACAUUUAUAUUUCCUCAUUUAAUUUCUAUUUUAGGCAUAUUUAAUUAUUAGUAAACUAAAAAUAAUACGAAAAUAUACUUUUUACAAUGGAAAACUCUACCGAGUAGUAAUUUCCGAUAGGAUUAAGAAAAAUCAAGUUCUUUAGUAAAAGACCAUCACCUUUCUUCAGCUAUCAUGGCUCAUGUUGCUAGCCCAAAAAGAUUUGGUCUAACUUCUGUUACUUAUCCAUAUGCUUCACCUCAGCUUCACAGACCUGGCUCGGCUAAAAAAUUAAUUAUAAAAAAUUUCGAAAAACCAAAGCUUCCCGACAAUUAUAAGCAACAAACAUGGGAAAAACUGAAAGCUGCAGUAGUGGCUAUUCAAACAUCCAAGUCUAUAAGCACCUCACAAGAAGAAUUAUAUCAAGCUGUUGAAAAUUUAUGUUCUAAUCGAAUGGCAGCUUUUUUAUAUGAAAAUUUACGUGACCUCUGUGAAUCCUACAUUAAGGAAAAUGUUCACCAAUUUCUCCCUGAAUCCAUGGAUAGCAUAUAUUUCUUAAAGUUGAUGAAUGAAUUUUGGCAAGAUCAUUGUAGACAAAUGAUUAUGAUCAGAAGCAUAUUUCUCUUCCUUGAUCGUACCUACAUCUUGCAAACUCCUGGAAUAAUUUCACUUUGGGACAUGGGUUUGGACAUGUUUCGAGUCAACAUCCUCUCCAAUUCUAUCAUCCAAACUAGAACAGUGGAAGGGCUUCUGUUGAUUAUUGGGCAAGAAAGAAAUGGACAGACUGUUGACCGAAGUUUACUAAAGAAUCUGUUGCGUAUGCUUUUAGAUUUGCAAAUAUACCAAGAGGUAUUUGAGAUUCAUUUUCUUAAAACCACCGAAGAACUAUAUGCAGCAGAAGGGCAACGUUUGAUGCAAGAAUUAGAGGUUCCCCUUUAUUUGAAGCACGUAGAUCGAAGGUUGAAUGAGGAGUGGGAAAGACUGUUACAAUAUUUAGAUCAGGCAACUAAAAAGCCACUCAUUCAAUGCGUUGAAAAGCAACUUAUUGGUGAACAUUUAACAGCCAUUUUACAAAAAGGACUAGAUCAACUUUUAACAGAACGCAGAAUACCCGAUUUAAAGCUUAUGUACGACUUAUUUUCUAGAGUUAAAAAUGGCCUGCCCCAGCUUUGCUCCCACUUUAACCAGUAUAUUAAAAAACAGGGAAAAGUUAUUGUCAGCAAUCCUGAAAAAGAUAAAACUAUGGUACAAGAACUAUUAGAGUUUAAAGAUGAAAUGGAUGUCAUUGUGAAUCAAUGCUUUCAAAAGAAUGAAAAGUUCCUGAAUACAUUGAAGGAAGCUUUUGAAAACUUUGUGAAUCAAAGACCCAAUAAGCCAGCUGAGCUUAUUGCCAAAUUCUUAGACGUGAAACUACGGGCUGGAAAUAAGGAAUCUACCGAAGAAGAGUUGGAAAUGCUUUUAGAUAAAAUAAUGGUAUUGUUCAGAUAUAUUCAUGGAAAAGAUGUUUUUGAAGCUUUUUACAAAAAGGAUUUAGCAAAAAGAUUGCUGGUCGGAAAGAGUGCUUCGGUGGAUGCAGAGAAAUCGAUGCUCUCCAAGCUUAAACAGGAGUGUGGUGCUGCUUUUACUAGCAAGUUGGAAGGCAUGUUUAAAGACAUGGAAAUUUCAAAAGAACUUAUGAUUGCCUUCAAGCAACAUUUGGUAAAUGUAAAAAUGCCCGCAAGCAUAGACAUGACUGUUAAUGUACUUACAAUGGGAUAUUGGCCUUCUUACCCACCUAUUGAAGUACAAAUGCCAACUUACAUGAUAAAAUAUCAAGAAGUGUUCAAGAAGUUUUAUUUGAACAAGCACAGUGGUCGCAAGUUGUCUUGGCAACCUAGUUUAGGCUACUGUGUUUUAAGAGCUACUUUUCCAAAUGGUAAUAAGGAGCUACAAGUAUCCUUAUUUCAAGCAUUGGUUUUAUUGUUAUUCAACAAAAAGGAUUCUUAUUCUUUUGAAGAAAUCAAACAAUCCACUGCCAUCGAAGAUGGUGAACUGAAGAGGACUUUGCAGUCUCUAGCAUGUGGAAAGGCUAGGGUUUUGCAUAAAAAUCCUCGCGGUAAGGAUGUUGAAGACGACGAUAAAUUUCUGUAUAAUUCUGAUUUCAAAAAUAAGCUGUAUAGAAUAAAGAUUAACCAAAUUCAAAUGAAGGAAACACAGGAAGAACAAUCCAUUACACAAGAACGAGUUUUCCAAGAUCGUCAAUAUCAAAUCGACGCCGCAAUUGUCCGCAUCAUGAAAACAAGAAAAACUUCGUCACAUAAUAUGCUCAUUACGGAGUUGUAUGAGCAGCUUAAAUUCCCCGUAAAACCUUCUGAAUUAAAGAAACGCGUAGAAAGCUUGAUAGACCGUGAUUAUUUGCAACGUGAUCAAGAGAACACCAAUCAAUAUCAUUAUGUUGCUUAAAUCUUUUUUUUUCUAACCAAUUAUAGUUUGAAUGCUAUUAAAAUGAAUUUUAAAUCACACAAGUUUUAUUACAUUGACUGUAAAAAAAAAAUAUUUUCGUUGUAGCUGUUACAAGGUUUUGUAUGUAAAGUGUAAAUAAACUCUUCUCUAGAACUGAUCCUUAGCUUAUUUUAAAAUGUACUCAAAAUUUGUUGUAACAUCUAUUUUAAGUUCUAAUAUUACUCAAUAUUGUGCUGUUUGACUUUUGCUAUUUGAUUAAUUUUAGAAAUUUUUUUUAUACUUACAUUAAAUCUUAGUAUGGUUUUUCAAAAUGUAGUGCUUUGAUAAAUGUACAUUAAAAAAAAGACAUGCCACUCUUACUAGUGAAAAAUUUUAGAAUGUUAUUUAUGUUAAAAAAUUAUAUAUUUGCAUUUAAUAGGCUUUUUUCUUUCUUUUUUUAGCGCAUUAUUUUUAACUGAAAAUUGGCUGUAGAUUUUGCGCAAUAAGAGUUUCAAGUUUGAUAAUUUUAAUACAUGCGAAAUAAAAAUGACAUUUUGAUUUCUAUUCUUUUUUUUUUUCAAAAGAAACAGCUUCAAAAAUUUAAUUUUAUUAAUGGAAAUUUUUUUUAUUUUAUAAUUUCCCUUGUUUCAAAUAUAUAAAAGUUAUCUUGAAUCAGCAAAUUUUAUUGCAAUAUUUUUACUACAAAUUUUAUUGCAAUAUUAUUACAUACUAGCCAAGUAGCAGCUUUAUUUAAAUGUUAACAAGAUCAAUUAAGAAAUACUCAUUGCAACACUCUAUAUUUUUUUCAAAAUUCCUUGAAGUUACUUUUGCCGACUGAAAGUGUGUGAUGUCGAAAGACUAUAAUUGUCCUUUCGGUUGAGAAAGCCGUUUUCUAGAAAGAAGACAAAAAUUCUAUAUUAACUUGUCUAAAACUACGCUUAGUUGAUUCAAAGUAUUAAGAGUUCUAUUCCCCUACAAUACCGAAAACUAUGAUGAAAAUUGGUUUAUUAUUAAAUAUUUUAUGCAUAUAUAAAAUCUAUAUUUAUAUUGCUGUUCCUUAUUUACUUUGUUUCAAUUAUAUGUACUGUUUUGUGCAUUUCUAAAGUCAUUUAAGAAAGAGACUAAAUUCAUUAAAAUUUUGUGAAUUUUUCUAGUUUAUAUUCUUGUUGAAUAAAACUGAAGUGAUAAAAAAUAUUGAUUCAAGUCUAAUAAAACUGAAUAGAAAAAAAUCCUUUGUAUACUAGUCUAAAAAAAAUUGUCAACUGCAAAGAAACAAUUUUUAUUUUUGUUUAAAAAUUAAUUUUAAUUCUUGUCUUGAUAAAAAUAUAUUGAUGCGAAAAAAUAAUUAUAUCACUCAACAGUUAUUUCCAUUUUGCUUUAAACUCUAAAAAAUAAUAUUGUAAAAUGAAAAUAAGUUGAGACAUCAAAAAUUCAACUACUAGAAUACAGAGUUAUUGGAUAUUACAAAGUAACUUAAGAAAAGUUGUGAUAACAGUAGAAAAAUUAAUGAAAUUUCAUAUAAGAGUUUUGUUUAAAA